UCAAUGGCGAGGGAAGGAAUUGCGGUAGUGUGCUUGUCGACACUGGCAUAGCGCAGAUGUAUAUCAGAACGGAGAAAGGUGCUUCGAUGCCAACCAUCGUCAUUCCUAAUCCCAACCCAAACGGUCAUGCGAAGAUGGUGAAGCGCGUGAAGCCAGGUACCAAGAUCAUCGUUGGCUUUCCAUCCCUUGACCAGCCAGCCAUGUCUUACUCGUUCACCGUUGGCGAAAAAUCAGCCAUUGAGCCCAAUUAUGUCUUCCCUCAACUACCCAGUCAUUCGCCCUAUAUCAACACGGGGAGAAACUUGUUGUUCCGCUAUUCGAUAGCCUUUGAUGCGGUAGGAGGGCGAUUCGGAUUUCGAUCGGUUGGCAAUUCUGCCACGGCUUCUGUAUUGUAGCCUGCGAAUUGCAAAUGAAUUAACAGACCAAAUUUGAACCAGCAUGAUU
Molecule: messenger RNA, 444 nt
Organism: Bipolaris maydis ATCC 48331
Lineage: Eukaryota; Fungi; Ascomycota; Dothideomycetes; Pleosporales; Pleosporaceae
Source: RefSeq, a predicted model, not a curated record